Molecule: messenger RNA, 5285 nt
Organism: Ochlerotatus camptorhynchus
Lineage: Eukaryota; Metazoa; Arthropoda; Insecta; Diptera; Culicidae
Gene: Synj
Product: synaptojanin
Exons: 7
Coding region: 706-4434 (1242 amino acids)
Biological process (GO): synaptic vesicle endocytosis; phosphatidylinositol dephosphorylation
Molecular function (GO): nucleic acid binding; phosphatidylinositol-4,5-bisphosphate 5-phosphatase activity
Source: RefSeq, a predicted model, not a curated record
UAGGUUAGCUAUGAAGAGGACUGUUUCUUGUAUAUUUUUUUCAAAUGUUCAUGAAGAGCGAUAAGCAGUUUGAUAAAGUUUAAUAGUUAGUAAUCAUUCGAUGCUGGAGAAAACAAACAUUUUGUAAACCCUAUUUAGGUCGAAAAGCUAUACACCCAUUUUUAGGAUAUAAGAAGCGCAAUACGAAUACGGAAAAUAAACGAUACAGACGAUUCAUCUUGGAUUCGUUAGAAACCUGCAUAUAAGUGUUUGUAUGUGCAAAGGUCGAACAGCAUUGAUUCAAUAUACCGUGACCGUGAAGAUGGAGAGGAAAGCGGAACAAAGCAAAACAUUCUGUGUAUAGAUGAACGUUGAUCUGCGCCGGUAACAAGAAACAACAACGCAAGAUAUGGUUGUCAGUUUUGAAUAUUUUAUUGCGAAGAACGAAAGUUUUUAUUUCAAACAUUUUUUACUGAAACCCUCGUUAAAGCCAAGUAACUGUAUCGUUUCCAUUGAGUUUUAUAGCCAACUGUAAUCACAAACCAACCAUGCAGUUACCUGCAAUUUGUUUCAAAAUAGAAGUGAAUACACUGGCAACACAGGCGCUAAGCUGUAAUUACCAUUUGUCGUGGGAAAAUGUUGGGAUCGUGAGAAAGUUCAGAAAAGGUUUACGACAUCGAUUGAACCGAAACGCAUAAUACAAACAAUUCACAGUACGGCCUCACCAUGGCAAUGUCGAAGGGAUUCCGUGUGCUUGAAAAAUCGAAACCACCUUCACCGCACAGUGUACUGUUGGAGCAUCGGAACAAAUCGGAAACGCUGCUAUUCGAGUCGCAGGCAGUAGCAGUUCUCUCUGAUCAGGAAACGGAAAUCGUUCGCAAGCAAUAUACCAAGGUUCUAGAUGCAUACGGAUGCCUCGGUGUGCUCCAGCUGAAUGCUGGCGACAGCUCUCUACUCUAUCUGGUGAUGGUCACCGGUUGCUUCUCGGUCGGCAAAAUACUGGACAAUGAAGUAUUCCGCAUCACCCAGACCCAGUUCGUUUCGCUGCAGUACCAACCGACGAACGAAGAUCGAAUCUCGGAAAUCCGAAAGGUCCUGAACUCGGGCACAUUCUACUUUUCGUUCACGAACGUUUCGGCCAGUAACAAUAUGCAGUUGGCAAGCGGAGGAUUCAAUUUCGAUAUUACACUAUCGGCGCAAAGACGUCGAAGGACCACUGAAACGGAUAACCGGUUCUUCUGGAAUCGGAUGCUGUUUAUUCACAUGUUACGAUUCGGGGUAGAGUGCGAUUUUUGGCUGCUGAAGGCAAUGUGUGGAUCGGUUGAGAUCAGAACGGUUUACGCCGGAAGUAAGCAAGCCAGAGCUUCUAUUAUAUCAAGAUUGAGCUGCGAGCGUGCAGGAACACGAUUUAACGUACGCGGAACAAAUGACGAAGGCUGUGUGGCAAAUUUCGUGGAAACGGAGCAAUGUAUUUACCUUGACAAUGAGAUAUCGUCGUACAUCCAGUCCAGGGGAAGUGUUCCACUGUUUUGGGAACAGCCUGGCGUUCAGGUGGGGUCCCAUAAGGUGAAGCUAUCGCGUGGUUUUGAGGCAUCUAGAUCAGCAUUUGAUCGUCAUAUGACUACCAUGAAAUCCCGCUACGGUAAGCAAGCAAUAAUAAACCUUCUCGGAACAAGUUUGAUUGGCAGCAAGGAAGGUGAAGCUAUGCUGAGCAACGAGUUUCAGCGACAUCACAAGGAAUCCAACCACACGGACGUGCCGCAUAUAGUUUUUGACUAUCACCAGGAAUGCAGAGGUGGCAAUACUAGCGCGCUGUCCAAGCUGAAGGCCAAAAUCGACGCCAUGUGCUCGGACUUUGGCCUGUUUCAUGCCGUCGGAGAUAGUGUGUUCCGUGAGCAAAAAGGUACCCUUCGAACGAACUGUCUGGACUGUUUGGAUCGAACCAACUGCGUUCAGACCUACAUUGGGUUGGAGAUGUUGAACGAGCAAAUUUCCCAGAUGUCUGCCCUGUCAGACAAGAAGCAGCAGAUUGCUUCUCGGUUUGAGGAAAUUUUCCGUCAGAUGUGGAUCAAUAAUGGCAACGAGGUAAGCAAAAUUUACGCCGGAACCGGUGCCAUACAGGGUGGAUCCAAGUUGAUGGAUGGCGCACGAUCGGCAGCUAGGACAAUCCAGAACAAUCUGCUGGACAGCUCAAAACAGGAAGCCAUCGAUGUUUUGCUCGUCGGGUCGACUCUCAGUUCAGAAUUGGCUGACCGUGCAAGGAUUCUGCUUCCCUCGAAUAUGCUGCAUGCACCGACACCAGUGCUACGAGAAAUGUGUCGCCGUUACGAGGAGUUUGUCAGUCCGCUCGAUCUACGCAUUGCAUGCGGAACGUACAACGUUAACGGUGGGAAGCACUUCCGAAGCGUUGCCUACAAGGAUGUAUCGCUUGCCGACUGGUUGCUGGACUGCCAUCGUCUGGCACGAUCAAAAUCCUUGGUCGAUGUUACCCAUCCAGAAGAUAGCAAUGAACCACCAAUAGAUGUAUUCGCUAUUGGAUUCCAGGAAAUCGUGGAUCUGAAUGCUUCUAAUAUUGUAGCGGCGAGUUCUGACAACGCAAAAGCAUGGGCUGAAGAGUUGCAGAAGGUUAUCAGCAGAGAUGAAGAGUAUGUCUUGCUAACCUACCAGCAGUUGGUAGGUGUUUGCUUGUACAUCUACAUUCGACCUCAGCAUGCACAAUACAUUCGCGACGUGGCCAUUGAUUGUGUGAAAACGGGCUUGGGAGGAGCCACCGGCAAUAAAGGCGCUGCAGCGAUUCGUUUUGUCAUCCACGGAACAUCGAUUUGCUUUGUAUGUGCUCACUUUGCUGCUGGUCAAUCACAGGUCGCCGAACGGAAUGCGGAUUAUGCUGAAAUCACUCGAAAGAUUGCAUUUCCAAUGGGCCGAUCGUUGAAGUCGCACGAUUACAUCUUCUGGUGCGGUGACUUCAACUACCGUAUCGAUAUGGAAAAAGAUGAGCUGAAGGAUUUGCUAAAGCAAAACGAUAUAGGUGGGGUAUUGCAGUACGACCAGUUGAGAAUCCAGCAGAAUACUGGAAGCGUAUUUAACGAUUUCUUGGAGGGAGAAAUCUCGUUCCCUCCGACUUAUAAAUACGAUUUGUUCAGCGACGAUUACGAUACGAGCGAAAAGUGUCGUGCUCCUGCUUGGACGGAUCGAGUAUUGUGGCGACGUCGCAAGCAGAGUCCGGAUGCAGAUAAACAUCCAAACUGGAACCCUGGCAAUCUGGUGCACUACGGACGAGCAGAACUGAAACAAAGCGAUCAUCGGCCGGUGAUUGCGAUAAUUGAUAUAGAAAUUUGCAAGAUCGAUCAGCAACGAAGAUCGCAAGUGUUUAACGAUGUGAUCAGAGAUUUGGGACCACCGGACGGAACUAUUUUAAUACAAGCAACGAAUGUUUCCAGUUGUGCAGAUUCCGGCGAUGAGGAUGAGGGCAGUAUUUACGACGAGAACUUGAUGAGUGCGCUGAUCCAGGAAUUGACUCAGAUCGGAGAAGUUACUUUGGUGCGAUUCGUCGGCGAUACCAUGUGGGUUACUUUCCGCGAUGGACAAUCGGCCUUGACUGCCGCCCAGAAGCAGUUUGUUCAAGUUUGUGGAGUAAACCUAACAAUCAAAUUAAAAACCGAAAACUGGAUCCAGCGAGUUGAACAGGAGAUUUUCCUUUGCACACCCAAUACGGUCACUUUCUGUGACAGUCAAAUAGGCGAUUACAACAGUCUUGGCAUUCCGGAGGUUCCUUCACGACCAAAAAGCCCUCCCGCUCAACAGCAAGCUCCUCUCAGACCAGCCCCACCCAAUAGACCACCUCUUCCCAAGUCACCGCAAGCUUCGCCAAAACAUCAGCCACAACAACCUCCUCAACACCAUCAUCAUCAUCAUCAUCAUCAUCCGAAAGCAGGUGUCAUCAGUUUGGGUGCUGAAGUGCUUAUGGCAUCCAAAUUGCAUCAAAAACCGGCAGUUCCACCUUCGCCACUGCUGCCCUCGUCGGCAACAACGAAAACCACUCCUCCCAUUGAGGAAUAUGCUAGCUCUAGUCCAAUACUUGGUUCUCCAGCGCAUGGAUCAUCACUGGCCAACACACCUCUCCAGGAUACAGGCGCAAUCUAUGAAGAAAUCAAUGACGACAUUGCCAUACCAGAACCACGAGGCCCCCCACCGCCACCACCGCGCUGUGAUGUGUACGAUCUGGACGUGGUCAGCAACAACAAAUCCAACAAAUCAUCUCCUCCGGGUACCUCCGGGGGAAGCUCAGGUGCAGGAUCGCCACAAUCAUCCAUUCCAGCUGGCGUAGGAAUGUCAUCGCAAGCUCCUCCUAAGACUAAUCCACCUCCUUUACCCGUUCGUCGGGGUGUCCCUCCACCAAUACCAAACAGAAGUGGCGGAGCACCUCCACUUCCAGCUCGACCCAAUAAUCCGUAAAUGGAACAGAUCAUCCAAAGUUUAUGAUUCAAUCAGUCAAUAAUCUCCUAUAGACUAUCUGAGAGAGUUUUACUAAUAACUGUCAUAGUAUUUAAUCAUCCAGUAGCUAUCCAUAGAAACUGAGAACUGUUAUUAUGAGGUAAAGCUUAUCCGGAGAAAAGAGACAUAUUUAAGCGGUAACCACUUGACUGUGCAUGUUGCAUUGAAUAUAAUAUCAAAGAAGAUAUUUACUAGGCAAAACUUAACACAUUCCACAAUUUAUUUGCACGUAGGUUUUAUUAGGUAUUUAAACGGCAUUCACUGCAAUCAUGUUAUGUGUAUCAUUGAGGGAGCAGCUUUAUGUGUAUAUUUCGUGUAUUUAUUUAAAUUAUGGGUUGGAUCAGCAGAAAACUGAAUGUUCGAAUAUUGCAAAAAUGCUCACCACCUCCGUUGCAUGAGUUUCGAUUGUAAAAUAAAAGUUAUGGAUUCUUUAAUGGUUACUUUGUGAUUCAUUGAAAAAAGUUUGUGAAUGUGGUACAAUAAGCUACACUAUUGUGAACAAAAUCAAAUUAUUAUUGUUAAUAAUUGCUGUAAACAAAUGGAAGUCCCAUUAUCUCGAAUAAAAGGUAAACCAAUUCAAUAGCUAUUACCGCGUAAUAAGUAAUGUUUUUAUUGAAUUCAUAAUCGUGUAUACAUAAAAAGGUAAGAACAUUAUCUAGUGAAAUAAUAUUGCAAUGAAAUAAACGCCCAUAGAACAACAGCAAACAAUUAUUAAGUAUUGAUCGAUUGUACCUAUAUCAGCCGUUAUAGAAAACAACAGAAAUAAACUAUUCAAAAUAGCAAAUCCUCUUCUAUGGUUUCUUCGGAUUCCA